AUGGUUGAGCGGUCGCCCGACGACGUUACGGAACUCUUGGGAUCGACAUUCGCUCGUCUAGCUCGUUCAGGGACCAUUUUGGUUGAUCAGAGUCCGCCACCUGAACCAAAGAACUGGGAAUUGGACACCGCCGACGAUCUUCGCCGCCGCAACACCGAGAACUCUUCUUCAUCAUCGUCGUCGUCGUCGACUGGAAAAGGCACAUCGACAUCCACGCUGGCGCCUACUACUACGUCCAGCGGCAUUGCCGUUGCGGCGACGGAGACGGCCACUUCUCUGCCAACCCCUUUCGAUACCGGCUUCAAUAAUAAUAUUACCACCAACUGUCAAUCUUUCAUGACCUCUAUGCUCUCGAACAGCACCUUCAAAUCAUGCCUGCCAUUCUCUCUCCUCCUCCAAAACUCCAACUCCUUCUUCCAAGCCUCGAAAUCUCUCGUUCGAAUCACUCAAACUCUCGACUACUCCUGCGCAGCAAAUGUAACGACUUGCUCAGCAGUAAUGGCUUCCUUUGCCAGCAACAUCACCAGCACAUCCGCCUGUUCGAGCGACCUCGCAUCUCAGAAUCCAACAAUCCAACAAGCCCGUCUGGGACUCCUCGCAUACCGACCUCUGUACUCUGCAUCGUGCCUGCGCAACCCCUCGACGUCGGCAUACUGUUUCGCAGACGCGAUAACAAACAGCAGCAACCCGACCGACAGCUACAUCUACUUCCUCCCACUAAACGUAAGCCUAGUUGGCGGAAGUCAACCGACGUGCGAUAGUUGUCUCAAGAACACCAUGUCCGUCUUCGAGGCCGCGAGCUCCGACCGUAGUAGCGCGCUAGCGAGCGACUACGUGAGUGCAGCGAUGCAAGUGAACGUUAAAUGCGGCCCGAAUUUCGUGAACCAGAGUCUAGCCGCGGCCAUCACGUCCGGCUCACCGUCGUCGUUACCGGGCCCGAGUGUCGGCUUGUUCGCGUUAGUGUUGUUGGUCGCGAGUUGGUUGCUUUGA
This is a messenger RNA of Mollisia scopiformis, 990 nucleotides long. RefSeq lists its product as uncharacterized. NCBI's taxonomy places the organism in Eukaryota, Fungi, Ascomycota, Leotiomycetes, Helotiales, Mollisiaceae. The coding region runs from base 1 to 990 and encodes 329 amino acids. The transcript is spliced from 2 exons. The record is from RefSeq and is a predicted model, not a curated record.